Messenger RNA from Arthroderma uncinatum, 1860 nucleotides. RefSeq lists its product as uncharacterized. Gene Ontology annotation, cellular component: nucleolus; TRAMP complex. Gene Ontology annotation, molecular function: poly(A) RNA polymerase activity; mRNA binding. Gene Ontology annotation, biological process: RNA 3'-end processing. NCBI's taxonomy places the organism in Eukaryota, Fungi, Ascomycota, Eurotiomycetes, Onygenales, Arthrodermataceae. The record is from RefSeq and is a predicted model, not a curated record. The transcript is spliced from 2 exons. Bases 1 to 1860 code for a protein of 619 amino acids.
AUGAACUGGGAGAGUCCCGGACUGAGCGCGCGAGGCCAACUAGAAGAAGUGGGCUUUGACAGGAAAACUCGUGACAUCAAAAAGUUCGACCUCACGUUCAAACGAAGAGACGAAGAGGAAGAGACGAAGAGGAAGAGACGAAGAGGAAGAGACGAAGAGGAAGAGACGAAGAGAAAGAGACGAAGAGGAAGAGACGAAGAGAAGACGAGAAGAGAAGAAGAGACGAGACGAGAGGAACAGAUGUCUGGCUGUCUGUGUUCGGCCUCCGUACGCGGCUCAUUGCUGGUUGACAGCCAUCUCUUCCAAGCGGCCCGGCCUAUCUUCAGCAACAACAGACGCCAUCAUGCCUCUCCAUCACUUGGAAGAUAUGCGUCCACAUCCAACAUUAACAUAGACAGUCUCUCGGAGACGUUGGAAGACCAUAGAUUUAGAAACCGUACAGUAGUACGGAGGGUGGUUCAGUCCAAGGCUAGCACACGCCCGCCGAUUUGGAAAGGCAUACAGGAGACUCCGAUUGACCGUCCCCCAGAGGCCCUGGACCGGAAAUUCCUCGCCGACGCACACCGAGAAUCCCAGAAGUUACAGAAGCUUUCGAAGGACCUGGCGAAACUAAACGGCAGCCAGAUAAAGCAGUUCUACCCCAAUGCCCUGAAGUCAAGCCUUCAGCCGGCUGACACGCCGCAAUCCUCUGCCGCGAAAAAGACCGUCGAGAAACCGAUACAGUAUAAUUGGCUACAGUACGUCGAUGAACAACAGUCGAUGGAUGGCUACCUUCGACUCGGUGACGAGCUUAGGGCGUUUGAACAAUACAUGUCUGAGAUACCGCAGGAGAAAGGCAUGACGGAAAGGACAAUUCUUGGGGUGGAAAACGUCUUGCGGCAGGUCGAGGAUCCCGACCGGCGACUAAGGUUAAUUGGAUCUCGACACACUGGGAUGGCCAUACGGCAUUCCAAUAUCGACCUGAUGAUCCCUAUCGACGACCCGGACGGGUUUCCAAAUAGCGUCCGGGGACCAAGUGCGACUCGUCCGAAAAUCACAACUCUACAAAUGGACCGCCUAACGCAAGUAGCCCGCUUGCUUCGCGCAACGGGAGAUUAUUCCAAUGUCACGGUUGAUAAGGCGCACAUCCCCGUCGUUUCUGCGGAGGACUCUGCUACCGGUCGAAAGGUACGGAUACACUGUGGCAUUAGACCUCCUUCUAGCCUGGAAUACGUCCUAAACUACAAGGCGGAAUUCCCUACCUUGCGGCCAAUAUACAUCGCUAUCCGCAUGAUUCUGGAGACAAGGGGUCUGCUAGGCACUGCCCAGCAAUCCAUCAACCAAUAUGGACUCACGAUGUUGAUUGUCGCGGCACUGAAACUAGGAGAGGGUAGAUUCGACCGUCUUGAUUUGGGAAGGCAAUUCCUGCACGUCCUUCUGUUUUACUCGAUGACUGAUCUCCGCCGUCAAGGCAUUUCGGUUGACCCGCCUGAAUUGUUCAAGAAGAGGGCCCGUGCUCAAGGUCCAAAGACCGACCAGCCGCCGCAUAUCCGUGGGCAGUUGAGUAUUGGCAAGAAAUCAAUGAGUCGCGGAAACGAGACCCUAUGUCUACAGGAUCCGGCGGAUUUUAUGAACGAUCUGGGCAUAGAGUGUCUCGCCUUGGCGGAAUUACAGCAGGUGUUUAGUGCCGUGGGUACCGAUGUCCAUCGUAAACUAAAAGCGUGGAACGGAGAUGCGGAGACAGGUAUUGAGACGGCGCCUGCUGCUCCAGCUGCAGCCACAGAUUCAGAGACACCGAGCCUGCUGGGGUUUGCGCUCGGAUCGGAUUACUACCACCGUUUGGAGGAAUUGAGGGAUAAGGCUAUUUUUGAAUUUGAAUGA